GCUGUCAAAGAUGGACGACAUUUCCCGAGCUGUCAAACUUGAAUAGUCGAAAUUGACAGUUUCACAUUUCAUAAUUUUUGACAGUAAAUAUUAAUUUUCAGAAUGUCUGCAAUAGUAAAAUUGGCCAAAGUUGCUACUAAGUUUUCCAAUAGAAACCCUGCAGCUGUUUAUACUUUAGCAAGGAAUCAUUGGAACAAGGACUACAAGCCCGGUCCAUACCCCAGAACCCAAGAAGAGCGCAACAAGGCAGCUGAGCGAUACGGUCUACACCCCAAAGAAUAUGAACCCUACCCCGAAGACGAAGGUUUAGGAGACUAUCCAAAACUUCCCGACAAGGGUAUUGAAAGCAGGGACCCAUACUACCCUUGGGACUUCCCUGAACACAAAAGAAACUUCAAUGAACCACUUCAUAAUUAUAUUGAAUCCAUCGGUGAAGAUAGGUUCAACCUCGGGCAGAGGUACCUAAUCCAUCCUCACGAGCAAACUUUAACAUUCCUUGCUGUGAUGGCUGGAUUCUUUGCACUUUAUUUCCUUUGCGAACAAUACAAAUUUAUACAUCCGCAUAUGCCGAAACAAUAUCCAGAAGAAGGGAAAGUGCAUUAUACAUUUGAAAAAUUGGAUUAAAUGAAUUUAUAAAUUGUAAUGAAUAGUUUCAGAAUUGUAAUUUGC
This is a messenger RNA of Ctenocephalides felis (cat flea), 669 nucleotides long. RefSeq names its product NADH dehydrogenase [ubiquinone] 1 beta subcomplex subunit 8, mitochondrial-like. The transcript is spliced from 4 exons. Bases 103 to 624 code for a protein of 173 amino acids. Lineage: Eukaryota; Metazoa; Arthropoda; Insecta; Siphonaptera; Pulicidae. The record is from RefSeq and is a predicted model, not a curated record. Gene Ontology annotation, cellular component: mitochondrion.